Molecule: messenger RNA, 999 nt
Organism: Triticum aestivum (bread wheat)
Lineage: Eukaryota; Viridiplantae; Streptophyta; Magnoliopsida; Poales; Poaceae
Product: cysteine-rich receptor-like protein kinase 6
Exons: 8
Coding region: 1-999 (332 amino acids)
Biological process (GO): protein phosphorylation
Molecular function (GO): protein kinase activity; ATP binding
Source: RefSeq, a predicted model, not a curated record
AUGUGCAUUAAGCUUUUCAGGUUUUCUAAUAUAAGGGCACUAAAACGAUUAUUUCCCCUCAAGGACUUCUCUGAAGACGAGGGGGUCCGUAUUGGAACUGUUUAUAUGGGGAUUGCGCCAGACGGGCAAACAAUUGCGGUGAAGAAACUUGCCGAAAAUACACCAAUCACGUGUGACAAAGUAUUCACUAACGAGGUUCAGAGUAUUAUGGCUCUGCAACUGCAUCAUGAAAAUGUAGUAAAGUUGGAGGGCUACUGCCAUGAAGCCCAAAAGAAAGUGGUGCAGAACAAUGGAAGAUAUAUUGUUGCAGACAUUGUUGAAAGUUUACUCUGCUACGAGUACUUGCCGCAGGGGAACCUUCAGAAGAAUCUUUUUGAAGUAUCCAAUGAUGGAAUGGACUGGGACACACGCUUCAAAAUCAUCAAGGGGAUCUACCAAGGUUUAGCCUUCCUACACAGCAUUAACAUUGUCCAUAUGGAUCUUAAACCUGAGAACAUAUUGCUGGAUGAUAAGAUGAUCCCGAAAAUUGCUGAUUUCGGUCUCUCGAGACUCUUCGGCCAAGAACAAACACGGAUGAAAACACAAAAUGUUGUUGGAUCGUAUGGAUACAUAGCUCCAGAAUAUCUCUACUAUGAUAACAUCUCCAUCAAGUUAGACAUAUACAGCUUGGGCCUAUUAAUUUUGGAGACCACCACAGUUGAGAAAAAUUGUUCCAACAACGAACCAUCCACAACGCAAUUUAUAAAAGGUGUACGUGAUAACUGGACGGAUGAGCACAUAGCCGAGAUAUGGCCAGGUAUACAUAGUGUUGAUGUGGAUCGCCUUGAGCAGAUAAAAGUAUGCGUCAAAAUUGGUCGCUCCUGCACCCGCGUGCGUCACCGCACGUGCACAGCCGCCACGCCUCCGUACGGAUUGCAGCGGCGUUUGCGUUGCGGGUGCACCAAACCAAAACAAAACGCGCAUGCUUCUCUGGCUGAUUGCCAGCCUAGCUAUUGCUAG